UUUUCCAAACAAACCCCCUUCGCCCUCUUUUUUCGCCGGACUUUUCUUCCUGUGCGCGUCCGAGGAAUCGAUAAUUAUCAGGUGAUAAAACACACUUUUCUCCCCCACCACCAAAGCGUUGUUUAGCGACUCCACUGACCGACUGCCCCCUACCUACCACCUUAAACAAACACCCAACUUACACCGAUUUCGGCGGGCCACCAACUCCCGGCGCUUCUCUCCCGGAUGACGAGAACAGGAGGUGAAAAUGGGAAGGAGAGACGCCGGUCCCGAAGCAAAUCGGUCUCACCGGAGCGCAAGAAGAAGCGAUCCCGGAGCCAUGAACGUAGCAGCAAAUCCGGUACAAUGCGUUCAUCGGCCAGCAGCCACUCGAGCGGGCAAUCCGGCACUUCCACCGGUAACGGGCGCAGUGGUCGUAGCGAACGCAGCCACCGGGAGGAUCACCGGGAACGGGAGAAAGAGCGCGAGAAAGAACGGGACCGUGAGUUGGAUAAGGAGCGCGAAAAGGAAGCGGCCCGGAAGCGUGAACGGGAGAAGGAACGGGAAAAGCUAAGGGAACAGGCCACCAAGUAUGCGCAGAGCGUUAGCAGCAAUAAUAUCGGCAUCGGCAGUAGCGCCGUCCCCAUCACCAGCAUCCCUAUGCCCAGCGUGCCCAUCAUUGCGCCCGUUACCACCCACACCACCAAGCAAUCGAAGUUCGAUCAAAUGCCACCGGGGAUGAUGGCACCACCACCGCUCCUCCCACCGACGGUUGUCGUGGUUGAGAAGCUGGCGGACGAGAAACGCCCGGUACCGCUUAUGGUGGUGCCACCGAAGGAGAAACCGAAAGAAGAGGUGUACGAAGUUCCGGCGGCUCCGAUCGACAAGGAAGAAGAACAGCGUCGUCUGGAGCAAGAGAUGACGAAACGGAGGGAACGUAUCGAACGGUGGCGUGCAGAGAGGAACAAGAAGGAUCUGGAGAUCAAAAAACCACUGCCAGUUAUCGUUCCAUCGUCCUCGUUGUCGGCGAAAAAGUGGAGCCUCGAGGAUGACGAGGAGGACGAAGAGCUGGACGAUGGCAAGGAUAAGACCGGAGAGAAUGCUGUCCCCGAGGAGGAAGAGAUCGAUCCGCUGGAUGCGUACAUGCGGGACGUAAACGAGGAGGUGCGGAAGGUGAACAAACUGGCGAACCCGAUGCCGAAAUCGGAUGGCAAAACAUCGGGAAGCACGGGCGGUGUGACGAUCAUCACCGGUGUUGCAAAGCAGAAAACGGAAGCGAAAAAGGGCGAACUGAUCGAACAGAAUCAGGACGGUCUGGAGUACUCGUCGGAGGAGGAACAAGAGGACAUCAAGGACACGGCCGCGAACCUUGCGAACAAGCAAAAGAAAGAGCUGGCCAAGAUCGACCAUUCCGGCAUUAACUAUUUGCCGUUCCGGAAGCUGUUCUACGUCGAGGUGCCCGAGAUUGCACGCAUGACGCAGACCGAGGUGGACGCGUACAAGAAGGAACUGGAGGGGAUCGCGGUGAAGGGUAAGGGUUGCCCGAAACCGAUCAAAACCUGGGCCCACUGUGGCGUUUCGCGGAAAGAGUUUGAAGUGUUGCGCAAGCUGGGCUUUGAAAAACCGACACCGAUCCAGUGUCAAGCCAUUCCGGCCAUCAUGUCCGGGCGCGAUCUGAUCGGUAUCGCCAAGACGGGCAGCGGUAAGACGCUCGCCUUCAUUCUGCCCAUGUUCCGGCACAUUCUCGAUCAACCACCGCUAGAGGAUGGUGAUGGACCGAUCGCGAUCAUUAUGACGCCGACACGGGAACUCUGCAUGCAAAUCGGGAAGGACAUUAAAAAGUUCUCGAAAUCAUUGAAUCUACGCACGGUCUGCGUGUACGGAGGGACGGGCAUUUCGGAGCAGAUUGCUGAGCUGAAGCGGGGUGCCGAGAUCAUCGUGUGCACACCGGGCCGCAUGAUCGAUAUGCUGGCGGCCAACUCGGGACGCGUCACGAAUCUGCGCCGUGUCACGUACAUCGUGCUGGAUGAGGCCGAUCGGAUGUUCGAUAUGGGCUUCGAGCCGCAGGUUAUGCGCAUCAUCGAUAAUAUACGGCCGGACCGGCAGACGGUCAUGUUUAGCGCUACGUUCCCGCGCCAGAUGGAGGCACUGGCGAGGCGUAUCCUGAAGAAACCGAUCGAGGUGCAGGUCGGUGGUCGGUCGGUUGUGUGCAAGGAAGUCGAACAGCACGUCGUGGUGCUGGAGGAUGAGGCCAAGUUUUUCAAGCUGCUCGAACUGCUCGGAGUGUACCAGGAGCAGGGUAGCAUUAUCGUGUUCGUCGAUAAGCAGGAGAAUGCCGACAUUCUGCUGAAGGAUCUCAUGAAGGCAUCGUACGCCUGUAUGAGCCUGCACGGUGGUAUCGAUCAGUUCGAUCGGGAUUCGACCAUGAAUGAUUUCAAGCAGGGCCGGGUUAAGCUACUGAUCGCCACAUCCGUGGCAGCCCGUGGGCUCGACGUGAAGCAGCUGAUCCUGGUCGUUAAUUAUGACUGUCCGAAUCACUACGAGGACUACGUACACCGGUGUGGCCGUACCGGGCGUGCCGGUAAUAAGGGAUUCGCCUGGACAUUCCUAACACCCGAGCAGGGUCGCUAUGCGGGCGAUAUUAUACGUGCGCUCGAGCUGUCCGGUGGCACCGUGCCGGAAGAUCUUCGGCAACUCUGGGAUACGUACAAAUCGGCCCAGGAAGCCGAGGGUAAGAAAGUGCACACCGGCGGUGGAUUCAGUGGAAAGGGCUUCAAAUUCGAUGCCCAGGAAGCGGCGGCCGUCAACGAGCGCAAAAAGAUGCAGAAGGCUGCCCUCGGCCUGCAGGACUCGGAUGAUGAGGAAGAUCUUGAGCAGGAUAUUGAUCAGCAGAUCGAAAGCAUGUUCGCCACGAAGCGUAUUGUGAAGGAGGUGGAAGUGCCCAGCAGCAGUAACUCGAAUGCUAACCGCGAACAGCCCAACAAUCCACCACCGGCACCGGCUCCACCCGUACCAACGGUGACGCACUCGGAUAAACUCGAGCUCGCUAAGCGGUUGGCAUCGAAGAUUAACCUCCAGAAGACGCUCGGUGUGGACUCGAAGGUGGCCACACAACAGGCGGCCGAAGCGAUCCUGAAGGGAGCCAACACCCAGCAGCUCAUUACGGCGAAAACGGUGGCCGAGCAGCUGGCCGCGAAGCUGAACAAUAAGCUCAACUAUCAACCGAAGGACGAAGAGGAACCGGUCGUGGAAACGAAUGAGCAGGUGUUCCGCAAGUACGAGGAAGAGCUGGAGAUUAACGACUUUCCGCAGCAAGCUCGCUGGAAGGUUACUUCGAAGGAAGCACUGGCACAGAUAUCGGAGUACUCGGAGGCUGGUCUUACCGUGCGUGGUACAUAUGUGCCACCAGGGAAGAACCCACCGGAUGGUGAGCGUAAGCUGUAUCUAGCCAUAGAGAGCUGCAAUGAGCUGGCCGUGACGAAGGCGAAACGUGAGAUCACGCGCCUGAUUAAGGAAGAGCUGCUGAAGCUGCAAGCAUCUUCGCAUCACGUCAUCAACAAAGCCCGCUACAAGGUACUGUAGGGAGUGUAAGGGUUCGAAUCGAGGCGGCUCCUUUUUUGCAGUCCAGUGCAUAACGUUGAGCUCUGAAAUCGAUUGAAACAAAAUACGAAAUAAUAUACUUAGGCUGGCUAGUGCUAGCA
This is a messenger RNA of Anopheles aquasalis, 3680 nucleotides long. It is a transcript of the gene Prp5, whose product is annotated as pre-mRNA processing factor 5. Gene Ontology annotation, molecular function: nucleic acid binding; ATP binding; RNA helicase activity. NCBI's taxonomy places the organism in Eukaryota, Metazoa, Arthropoda, Insecta, Diptera, Culicidae. The record is from RefSeq and is a predicted model, not a curated record.